GCGUGGUAGGAAGUGGUAGCCGUCAAUCACAAGGGGAGACUCCAAACAGUGAGGCUUGAGCUGGAGAACAGCGUUUACCGGCGGGGCGGCCGGUUUAGCGAAUGAAGCUAUGGCUACAGAUUCUCCCCGAAGACCCAGUCGUUGUACUGGUGGAGUUGUGGUCCGCCCCCAGGCUGUCACGGAGCAGUCCUACAUGGAAAGUGUUGUGACUUUUCUACAGGACGUUGUGCCACAGGCUUACAGUGGAACACCUCUAACAGAAGAAAAGGAGAAGAUAGUCUGGGUCAGAUUUGAAAAUGCAGAUUUAAAUGAUACAUCAAGAAAUCUGGAAUUUCAUGAAAUACACAGCACUGGGAAUGAGCCACCUCUGCUGAUUAUGAUCGGCUACAGUGAUGGAAUGCAGGUCUGGAGCAUUCCGAUCAGUGGGGAAGCACAGGAGCUCUUUUCUGUUCGACAUGGCCCCAUUCGAGCGGCUAGAAUCUUGCCUGCUCCGCAGUUUGGUACUCAAAAGUGUGAUAACUUUGCUGAAAAAAGGCCCCUCCUUGGUGUUUGUAAGAGCACUGGAUCUUCUGGCACAAGUCCACCUUACUGUUGUGUAGAUCUCUAUUCACUUCGUACUGGGGAGAUGGUCAAGUCUAUUCAGUUUAAGACACCUAUCUAUGAUCUCCAUUGCAACAAACGGAUCCUCGUUGUAGUCUUACAGGAGAAAAUUGCUGCCUUUGAUAGCUGUACUUUCACAAAAAAAUUUUUUGUCACAAGCUGCUAUCCUUGUCCAGGGCCCAACAUGAAUCCUAUUGCCCUUGGGAGCCGCUGGCUUGCUUAUGCAGAAAACAAGCUGAUUCGAUGUCAUCAGUCCCGUGGUGGAGCCUGUGGAGACAACAUUCAGUCUUACACUGCCACAGUCAUUAGUGCUGCUAAAACACUGAAAACUGGUUUGACAAUGGUCGGGAAAGUAGUGACUCAGCUGACAGGCACACUGCCUUCAGGUGUGACAGAAGACGAUGUUGCCCUCCAUAGUAAUUCAAGGCGGAGUCCUUUGGUUCCAGGCAUCAUCACAGUAAUUGACACUGAAACAGUUGGAGAGGGCCAGGUGCUUGUGAGCGAGGAUUCUGACAGUGAUGGUAUUGUGGCCCACUUUCCUGCUCAUGAAAAACCAGUGUGCUGUAUGGCGUUUAAUACGAGUGGAAUGCUUCUAGUCACAACAGACACCCUUGGCCAUGACUUUCAUGUCUUCCAAAUUCUUACUCAUCCUUGGUCUUCAUCACAAAGUGCUGUCCAUCAUCUGUAUACUCUUCACAGAGGAGAAACUGAAGCCAAAGUACAAGACAUCUGCUUCAGCCAUGACUGUCGCUGGGUCGUGGUCAGUACUCUCCGGGGGACUUCCCACGUUUUCCCCAUCAACCCUUAUGGUGGCCAGCCUUGUGUUCGAACACAUAUGUCACCACGAGUUGUGAAUCGUAUGAGCCGUUUCCAGAAAAGUGCUGGGCUGGAAGAAAUUGAACAAGAACUGACGUCUAAGCAAGGAGGUCGCUGUAGCCCUGUUCCAGGUCUAUCAAGUAGCCCUUCUGGAUCACCUCUGCACGGGAAACUAAACAGCCAAGACUCCUACAAUAAUUUUGCCAACAACAAUCCUGGCAACCCCCGGCUCUCUCCUCUUCCCAGCUUGAUGGUACUGAUGCCUCUUGCACAAAUCAAGCAGCCAAUGACAUUGGGGACCAUCACCAAACGAACAGGGCCUUAUCUGUUUGGAGCGGGGUGUUUUUCCAUAAAAGCUCCAUGCAAAGUUAAACCACCUCCACAAAUUUCACCCAGCAAAUCGAUGGGCGGAGAAUUUUGUGUGGCUGCAAUGUUCGGGACAUCCAGAUCGUGGUUUGCAAAUAAUGCAGGUCUGAAAAGAGAAAAAGAUCAGUCCAAACAAGUUGUAGUUGAGUCUCUCUACAUCAUUAGCUGCUAUGGGACCUUAGUGGAGCACAUGAUGGAGCCACGGCCGCUCAGCACUGCCCCCAAGAUUAGUGAUGACACCCCACUGGAAGUGAUGACCUCACCUCGAGCCAGCUGGACCCUGGUUAGAACUCCUCAAUGGAAUGAAUUGCAACCACCAUUUAAUGCAAACCACCCUCUGCUCCUUGCUGCAGAUGCAGUCCAGUAUUAUCAGUUCUUGCUUGCUGGCCUGGUUCCCCCUGGAAGUCCAGGGCCCAUUACUCGGCAUGGGUCCUAUGACAGUUUAGCUUCUGACCAUAGUGGACAGGAAGAUGAAGAAUGGCUUUCUCAGGUAGAAAUUGUAACGCACACUGGACCCCACAGACGUCUGUGGAUGGGUCCACAGUUCCAGUUCAAAACCAUCCAUCCCUCAGGCCAAACCACAGUCAUAUCAUCCAGUUCAUCCGUGUUGCAGUCUCACGGUCCAAGUGAUACUCCACAGCCCCUUUUGGAUUUUGACACAGAUGAUCUUGAUCUCAACAGUCUCAGGAUCCAGCCGGUCCGCUCUGACCCAGUCAGCAUGCCAGGGUCAUCCCGUCCAGUCUCUGAUCGAAGGGGAAUUUCCACCGUGAUUGAUGCUGCCUCAGUUUUCCCAUGUAACUUCUACAGUCCAGAAGAUCUUUUUGAUGAUUCUUAGACACCAACUCCAUAUCUAUUUACACCUGUUACGUGGAGCUGUCUUGUCCCUGGAGCCUUUUCUGUUUCUGUCUUCUACAUAUUAUAUUUAGGAUGUAAUUACCACGCUGUAAAAUGGUUUGACAUCAUUUUGUUUUGUUUUGUUUUGUUUUUAAAGCAUUCAAGUAAAAAUUAAUUUAUUUUGAACAGCAAUUUUGAAUCAUUAAUGACUGCAUGGAGAUUAGGUCAUAAUUUUCUCACCUUGUUCAAAUAUUUAUCUCUAAUUUUUCUCCUACCAAAGUCUAGAAUUCCAAAGUGUCUUUCUUCAGUAAUUUAAUUAGGCCACAAGUUUGAGGCUUAAUGAUGGAUCAAAAAAUGUAUGAUAUGCUUGAGAGAUCAAGACAGCAAAUUGAUUACUGUUGUAGCAAACGUUGGCAAAUGUGGGAGAGGGAGCAGGUACUGCCCUGUGCUGCAGGAUCUGAGUCAAUGAUCAAGGUCAGCCUCAGUUCAUUAACUUCCUCUGAGGGCUUAUAGUCAUUGUAAAUAUGACUUCUCAUACCUUAUAUUCUAAUUACAAUAUAGUACAGUUUUGAAAUGACUUAUGUUCACUUCAAUAAUGCCAUAGAGUGAUAUAGAAUGUUGAAAGAUCUACAGUAGUGUAAGCUAACUUCUAGUCAUUUUGCCUAGUUUUCUAGUGCCUGCAAAUAGAAGAUCUCACCCCUCAAGAUGCAUGUGUUAAUAAAUGUGUCCUCAUCCACGAACACAUCAUACAGGGUCCUGUUCUAAACCUAAUUAUCUAAAAAGGUCAUCUGUUUUAAGGACCAGAAUGCAAGGAUUCUCAUUGUGCUCUCAGCUAAUACAUUAUUAAAAGUUGGAAUGUAUUUCAUGGUAAUUUUUAAGACCUUACAAUCAAGACACGUAUUUUCUCAAUAAUUCUAAUAACCAUUUCAUUCCUGUGUUUAGACAAUACCAUAUGUUGUUUCGACCAUAAAGUGCAAAAAAACAAAAACAAAAACUUUUAACUGACUUUUUAAAUAUUUCACGUGAAGCAAAAUGGUAAAUCCCUUUAAACUGAACAGUUUUUAUGAAAUCCAGAAUGAAGAUAACAUUUUGUGUGUCCAGUCCUUUGUAUAACAACUUGGUUUGGGGUUCUGCCUGUGGCUAAGCUAACUGUACUAUGAGACAGGAUUGUUUUGUGUAAGGAUUUCUUAGUGUACUUUAUAGAAAUUCUUAACAUCAACAUCCAUAAGUAUACACAAAAUCAGAAAAACCAGUAUAUUUUUUCAUUUGUUAUACAGAUGUUAAAGACAUCUGAAAAGCAGAGAGUGGUAUUGGUGAUAAGAUUAUGAAUUGGCGUUUUUUGAAGUUAAGGAUAUUUGUGGAUAUUGGACAAUUUUUUACUAAUGUCGUUUAAAAUAGAUUAUGUUCCUUUCAAUUUCUGUGAGUUAAUUUUAAUAAAGGUGAAAAAAUUAAUAUUUAUUUUCUGAGUAUUAAUUGGAUACUCCCUGCAUCGAAUUUUACAAGGCCUUCAAUGAAUGGAGGUACCAGACUUACCUUUUCACCUGAAACAGACUGGACAAUUACAUGAUACAGUGGCUUUCAAGAUACUGGAUAUCGGGUAGUUAAAGACAGUGAUCCCCAAGAAAUGGAAAACAAAUGAAGUGAGGCUCACAAUUAUACUGGCUCACUGCCAAUACAUAUUCUAAGGAGAGGUAGAUCUAGGUGGAGCACAGCAGUCUCUCUGAGUAGAAGAAAUGAACUGGGAGUUUGGGGAGGUGUAUGUUAUGCACAGGGCAGAAAACAAGAGAGCUACACGGAGAGAAAACUCUAAAAAUCUGCAGAGAUCUCUAGCCUUCAGCAGAGUCCUGCUUGACACAUGAGGAAGCUACCCAAGGCCCAGGAAGACCCACCUAAAAAGGGAAUAAUUCACUGAAAUUCACAUAGGACUGAAAAGAAGUUUCUGUUCCCACCAACCACAUGGGAAGUCUUAUCAUUUAUAGGCAAAUGGGGAGAAUACUCAGAAGGGUUUUUGUCUCCACAGUGGGGCAGAAUUUUUCCUAUAGUAUUUUCCUAGACUGUUCCAGGCCUGCCUAACAAAGCUUAAAAGCACAUCAUAAUCAAAUUACUUAGAGCCAGUGAUAAAGAGAAAAACAUUGUAAGCUUUUUAUACUAUAUAUGACGUGUUAUAAUAUUCCUUAAGGGCAAACUUUGAUAAAUACAAAUAUAUGAUAUAAACCCUAAAGUAACCACUGAAGUACCAAGGAUUUAUAUAGCUGAUAAGGCAACAAAUGAGAUCAAAGGAAUCAUAAAAAUAUUCAAUCCAAAAGAAGAGAGAGGAAGAAAAAAAAAAGGAAAAAAAAACCAUAUGGGCAAAUAGAAAACAUAUAGCAAUAUAGUUGAUUUAAAACAAAAUCUCAUUAAGUAUAAGUGGCCUAAUGCCCAAUUAAAAGACAUAAGUUAUGAACUUGGCUAAAAAAGGAAGAUUCCACUGUAUGCUACCUAUAAGAAACCCACUUAAAUAUAAAGACAUAAAUAGGAUAAAAGUAAAGGUGUGGAAGUAACAAUAUACUAUAUUAACACUAAUCAAAAGAAAACAGUAAAGUUUCUAUAAUAGACAAAGUAGACUCCAAAAGAAAGAAUAUUAGUACAGAAUAAGGGAAUAUUCAUAGUAUAAGGGUGUUAAUUCAUGAAGAGGAUCUAUCAAUUCUAAAUAUUUAUGUGCCUCAUUACAAGAGCUUUAAAACCUAUGAAACAAAAAUGAACUGUAAGCAAAAUUAGGCAAACACAGAAUUAUAGUUGGGGAUUUCAAUAUCCCUCUCUCAGUAAUUGAGAGAGAGACAGACAGACAUGGAAGGACAUGGAAGACUUGAGUAACACUAAUGGCCAACUUAGUCUAAUUGAUAUCUAUCUCUAUACAGGUAUAUGUCUCUUUCACCACCACCAGCUGAACCACCUUCUUUUCAAGGCAUACAGAAUAUUUAUGAUGAUAACCCAUAUUCUGAACCAUAAAACAAGCCUCAAUAAAUUUAAAGAAUUUAAAUUAUACAAAGUAUGUUCUCUGACCACAAUGCAGUAAGUUAGAAAUCAAUAACCAUACAAUAUUUGGAAGAACAUUCAAAUAUUUGGAAACUAACACUUCUAAACUAAUGGGUCUAAGAAGAAAUUUAAAAAUUAGAAUUUAUUUUGAACUGGGUGAAAAUUAAGACACAGCAUAUCAGAAUUUGUGGAAUGUACUAAAGCAGUACUUAGAGGAAAAUGUAUAGCACUAAAUGGCUAUGUUAGGAAGUAAGAAAGAUCUCAACUCAAUCAUCUUAGUUCCUAUCUUAAUAAGCUAGAGUAAGGAUCAAAGUGUAAGUCAAAUAAAUGAAAACUGAAAAACAAUAGAGAAAAUCAGUAUAAGACUAAUUUCAUAGCUUUUACACUGAAAGUAUGGUGCAUAACAGAAAAAAUUGAUAAAUUGAACAUCAAAAUUAAGAACCUCAGUUCUUUUAAUGAUACUGUUAAAUGGAAUGCCACAUAUGAGGAGAAAAUAUUAAUGAAAGCCAUACAUUAGGGGAAAAUAUUCUCAAAUCACAUAUAUGGUAAAAGAAAAUGUAAAUAUAUAAAAACUCAAAACUCAAUAACAAGAAAACCACCAAAGAAAAAUUGGGCAAGUGAUCUGAAUAGAUUUCACUGAAGAAGAAAUGCGGAUGG
Molecule: messenger RNA, 6288 nt
Organism: Mustela erminea (ermine)
Lineage: Eukaryota; Metazoa; Chordata; Mammalia; Carnivora; Mustelidae
Gene: BCAS3
Product: BCAS3 microtubule associated cell migration factor
Exons: 24
Coding region: 110-2617 (835 amino acids)
Biological process (GO): response to starvation; autophagy
Cellular component (GO): cytoplasm
Molecular function (GO): protein binding
Source: RefSeq, a predicted model, not a curated record